Anguilla anguilla (European eel) is the source of this 1077-nucleotide messenger RNA. RefSeq names its product small EDRK-rich factor 2-like. Bases 147 to 389 code for a protein of 80 amino acids. The transcript is spliced from 5 exons. NCBI's taxonomy places the organism in Eukaryota, Metazoa, Chordata, Actinopteri, Anguilliformes, Anguillidae. The record is from RefSeq and is a predicted model, not a curated record.
GAGGGCGCUGGUGCUGUCUCCGUUUUCUUACAUACACGGAACAGCUGACCUGUCUAAAGAAGCCGCUGGAAACUUCGAUGCAGGAAAAUAUCAAAGCAUAUCGUGAUCUAUACACAAAGAAAAAAUAUUAAAAUAUCCUGAUAAAUAUGACUCGUGGAAACCAGCGCGAACUCGCCCGCCAGAAGAACAUUAAGAAAACCCAAGACAAUCAAAAAGGGAAAAGAAAGGACGAUUCUCUCUCGGCAGCCCAAAGGAAACAGCGCAUUGCUUUAAGAGUGAGGAGACAACACAAAGCAGAUCAAAGAAAGAAAAAAAGCGAUGCUGAAAUAAUGAAGCUGAAGCAAAAAGCAGCGAAUGAGAAGAGAAACCCAAAUGCGGAAACCAAGUGAAUGAAGAGACGGGAAGCGAAGGAACGAGGGCGACGCAUUCCUGAGGAUUCGGUGUCCUUGAGCUUGAACCUCGGGCUCUUCAAGUGUGCUCGAUUCCCACAUCAACACUGACUAUUCUUGUGGUUCAAGUGUGUUAUUUUGAGGGUACACUCACACUUUUUAAACCACAGUACAUUCUUUUGUCACUGUUUUUUUUCUAAUGGAAGAAAUAUGAUCAAUAUUUAAAGUAAUGUCCUAUAUAUUACAUUACACUAUUUUUUUUUACCAUGCUGUUGUAAUUCUCUGUAAUUUAAUUGAUUUGUGUCGUUUGUCAAUAUGGCAUAAAAUUUUAUCCUACAACCUAGUGCCUCGUGUAAUUAGUAUGCAUGACAUCCCAGAUUUGAGUUAAAUUUACUGAAUGCUGAUUUAAGUAAAUUAAUGCAUAAUGGUGCAGUAAUUGUUGUGAUUACAGUCAUUUGAAUUCUCUGCAGUCAGUUAGGUUAGUUAUCAAGUCUGGCAUGAAGUUUAUAAUAAAAGAACAAAAAGGAGACGGAAUAAAGUACUUUUCUUUGUACUUUUUUUGGAAUCAAGUAAAGCAGAUUGCUUUUUUCUUUAAACCAAGUGUUGUUUAAUAUCUGUAACCAAAAAUGAAGAAAACGGAAAUGGAUUUGUUGAAAACAUUUUGUUUGAAAUAAAAAUAUUUAUUGAA